AUGGGCCACGCCCGAGAUGCCAGCGGCCGCUCAUUGGCCAAUGCUGCCGCGACGGCGCUGAGCUCUGGCCUCCCUGCCUCUCUGGGCCGCGCUGCGGCCGCAACUGCGGAACCCGCACUUGGGGUCGUCGCUGAGAGUCGCAGGCAAAGGGAACAGCAGGAACAUCUGCUUCUGAAAGCACAAGAAGAGCUUCAAAAGGCGAGUCGCAAUGCCCAGGUGGCAGUUGAACGGCGAGCAGGCGGUCCGCCGGAGGCCGAUUCUCGCAAGACUCCUGCGACAAGGUCAGGCAAAGUCCGGGCCCAGUCGCCGCGCACACGAGCUGUUCGUCCGGUGCUUCGAGGACCAGUUCCUUCUGCCAGGCAGCGCAGCGGAAGUGGCGAGGUCACGGCAAUUGACGGCCGGCCUGCAAGUGGUGUGAGUGCCUCGCUGCGAGCUGCGGCGGCGCUUUCACCGCAUCGAGGCUUCUACCACGCUUCGUCAGCGACGUCCUUGCGAAACAGCCGCCAGCAGGGAUCCCGGCUGGCGUGGACUGCUCCCGCUGCAACUCCAGGUCUUGGGUCCGCCUCACCCGAGCCUACGCCACUUGCGGAGCCAGAAGAGGAGAAAGCCGAGAAGGCCGACCAGGACGAGCCUUCGCAGUGCAGCUCGAUCCAGCCCUCUCCAUCCUGGAAACGGCUUGAGAAGACAGUGACUGCCUAUGUGUCGCGCCGCAAUGUCAGCUCGUCCGAAUAUGAGCAGGUUUGCCAACGCUACGAGGGGCACUUGAACGAGUUGAAAGUCCUCUGCGAUGCCGUUCGCCAAACGAACACGUCGCCACGGACGGCCUCUCCAGAGAGGAAGCCCUGCAGUAUCAGCUUCAGGGAACUCCAUGAUGACAAGGGCUUUCGGGAAUUUCUCGAGCUCCGCGAUCCACUGCUGACCUCGAGGGCUGCCCGGCAGCGCAGCUGCAGUCCACCGAAGGCUCCGCCUCCGCCUCCGGCACCCCGAGCAAGAUCUCCGCGGGAGUUGCGCCCGGAGCCGCGCCGAUCCGUUUCAGGUCGGAUGGCCAGCACCCGUCUCCCAGAGGAGAACAACUCCGAGGCCGCCGAGGACAAACCCGUCAUAUCUCCGCUGUUGAGCGCCGGAGUUCUCUCUGACACCCCCUUGCCCAUGAUCACUUUUGGCAGGGAUGAGGACAGCGACCUGGAACAUGUGCGUAACUUGUUUGCCACACAGGUUCCGGAAGCGCUUGUCCUGGGAGUUUAUCGCGUGGAGAAUCCAACUCUCGCCGGAGUCUAUGCCGCGGUGCGCGAUGCAAUGGGCAGCGAGUGUGAGUUGGAUCUGUGGCACGGCACAUCGAGCGAGUGCGUUCCCAACAUUGUGCUCAAUGGCUUCAACCGAGCUUACAGCGGACGUCGGCACGGAACGAAGCUCGGGCACGGCUGCUACUUCUCUGCCUCUGCUGCCUACAGCACGAAGUUCUGUGAGCGAAAGCGACCUCGCCGAAGAACUGUGUUCUUUGCCAAAGUCCUCGUCGGCGCCUGGGCAAAGGGCUCUCCAGAUCUGGUAGAGCCUCCCUGCCGGGACAAAGAUGGCCUGGUUCGCUUCGACAGCACAGUGGACGACGCGGAGUGUCCUGUGAACUUUUGCAUCUUCCGGGACUUUCAGGCCAUGCCGACAUACCUGUUGGAGUUCACCGUCUGA
Molecule: messenger RNA, 1683 nt
Organism: Symbiodinium sp. CCMP2592
Lineage: Eukaryota; Dinophyceae; Suessiales; Symbiodiniaceae
Source: the annotation of a GenBank genome assembly